CUGGUUUUUUCUCUCGUGGCCAAAUAGAACCAUCCACGAACUCUUCACUCUCAGGGGUCAGGCUCAGGCUCAGGCUCAGGCCAUCCUUUUCUCCUUUUUGGCAACCAAACACAAGCCUCAAAACGACAGGAAUCGUCUUCCUUCUUCUUCUUCUUUUUCUUGCAGGAGCUAUCAGGGAGACGAUAAUUUAAUUAUGGUUCGUUUUGGUCUUAGGAAGAAGCUUCGACGUCGGGUUUCGAUCCUCAGGCGAUGUAUUCUUCGUAUAUGGAAUCAGAUUCUCAUGUGUUCUUUAGGUAAGCCAAUCCACUAUCGGAUGUUGCCUCCUCAGCCUUUGCCUAUCUCCUCCUCGUCCGAGACCGCCUCCAGUAGAUUCGCUUCUGGAAUCAUCACUCCGUCUUCUACUCCUCCUCCUUCGACAACGAUGACGGCGCCGACAAUGUGUGAUAACCAUAUUAGUAAUAAUAAUUGUAACAGUCAUAGUAAUAACAAGGAUUCCGAUUUGGUUGCUUUGAAGAUCAGUCUCCUCGGUGAUUGCCAGAUUGGGAAAACCAGUUUCCUGGCUAAGUACGUGGGGAAUGAAACAGAAGAGAGAGGAAUGCUGAAGGAUGGAAUUCAUAUGAUGGAUAAGACAUUAUUGGUUAAAGGUGCUCGGAUUUCUUAUAGUCUCUGGGAAGUUGCAGGCGAUGAAGGAUCUAGCCAACAAAUUCCUCUGGCUUGCAAGGAUUCUGUAGCAAUUUUAAUCAUGUUUGAUCUCACAAGUCGUCUCACGUUGAAUGGUGUUAUAAAAUGGUACCAAGAAGCAAGGAAAUGGAACCAGACUGCAAUUCCAAUAAUAAUAGGAACCAAAUUUGAUGAUUUUAUUCAACUUCCCAUGGAUCUGCAAUGGGCGAUUGCAAGCCAGGCAAGAGCAUACGCGAAAGCUGUGAAUGCAACACUAUUCUUUUCAAGUGCAACCUACAAUAUUAAUGUAAAUAAGAUCUUCAAAUUUGUAACAGCAAAGCUCUUUGACCUGCCAUGGACACCUGAGCGAAAUCUCACUAUUGGAGAGCCUAUAAUUGAUUUCUAAAGAGGGUAGAAAAGUCUUAUUAUUGCUUAGUACAUAGCAAGAAAAUAGCCUCUCUUGAACUCCAACAUCAGCAAAGUAAGAUCACAGAGUCAACCGCUCACUGGGAUUUUUAUUUUCAUGUUAUUCCAGUGAUUUUUGAGGAGUUGUUUCCUUCAGAAUUCUAUUAGAGGCUAAGGGGGGAAGAGUGUCUUUUUUUUUUUUUGGGUUUUUUUUAUCUUCUUGUAUGAAAUAACAUUUGUUGAUGCUCAGCAAUUGUAAAACAAUUUCAAAAUCCUAAAAGAAGCAAAUUUUUUUUAUU
Molecule: messenger RNA, 1364 nt
Organism: Manihot esculenta (cassava)
Lineage: Eukaryota; Viridiplantae; Streptophyta; Magnoliopsida; Malpighiales; Euphorbiaceae
Product: septum-promoting GTP-binding protein 1
Exons: 6
Coding region: 194-1066 (290 amino acids)
Molecular function (GO): GTPase activity; GTP binding
Source: RefSeq, a predicted model, not a curated record